Ornithorhynchus anatinus (platypus) is the source of this 5136-nucleotide messenger RNA. RefSeq names its product misshapen like kinase 1 (gene MINK1). The record is from RefSeq and is a predicted model, not a curated record. Gene Ontology annotation, molecular function: protein kinase activity; ATP binding. NCBI's taxonomy places the organism in Eukaryota, Metazoa, Chordata, Mammalia, Monotremata, Ornithorhynchidae. Gene Ontology annotation, biological process: protein phosphorylation.
GUAGAGACCGGGGCGCUCCGCCGCUGUCAGCGCCGUCAGUCGGGCCGUCAGGGAGGCGAGGCGGUGGGUGGCUGAGGAGAAGGAGAAGGAGGAGGAGGAGGAGGAGGAGGAAGCUGCUGCCGCCGCUCCCUUCUUCCCUCCUUUCUCCGUCCCCGGCGGCCGUGUUUCCCGAUGGGGGAGAAGCAGCGGCAGGCGCAGCAGGAGCCGGAGCCGGAGCCGGAGCGGCGGCGGCGGCGGGGCAGGUGCAGCGGCGGCGGGCUCAGCCUCCGCCGGGCCGGAGCGUGAAGCGGACCCCUUCCCCUCUCCCCCUCCGGCUCCCCCGGCCAUGGGAGACCCGGCCCCCGCCCGCAGCCUGGACGACAUCGACCUGUCCGCCCUGCGGGACCCGGCCGGCAUCUUUGAGUUGGUGGAGGUGGUCGGCAAUGGCACCUACGGGCAAGUGUAUAAGGGUCGCCAUGUCAAGACCGGGCAGCUGGCAGCCAUCAAGGUCAUGGAUGUCACAGAGGAUGAGGAAGAGGAGAUUAAGCAGGAGAUUAACAUGUUGAAGAAAUACUCCCACCAUCGCAACAUCGCCACCUACUAUGGGGCCUUUGUCAAGAAGAGCCCCCCCGGGAACGACGACCAGCUCUGGUUGGUCAUGGAGUUCUGUGGGGCCGGCUCCGUGACCGACCUGGUGAAGAACACGAAAGGCAACGCCCUGAAGGAGGACUGCAUCGCCUACAUCUGCAGGGAGAUACUCAGGGGCCUGGCCCACCUGCAUGCGCACAAGGUGAUCCACCGGGACAUCAAGGGCCAGAACGUGUUGUUGACCGAGAACGCCGAAGUCAAACUGGUCGACUUUGGUGUGAGUGCCCAGCUGGACCGCACGGUGGGCAGGAGGAACACGUUCAUUGGGACGCCCUACUGGAUGGCCCCCGAGGUCAUCGCCUGUGACGAGAACCCCGACGCCACCUAUGACUACCGGAGCGACAUUUGGUCCUUGGGCAUCACAGCCAUUGAGAUGGCGGAGGGCGCACCCCCUCUGUGUGACAUGCACCCCAUGCGGGCCCUUUUCCUCAUCCCCCGCAACCCUCCGCCCAAGCUCAAGUCCAAGAAAUGGUCCAAGAAGUUCAUCGACUUCAUCGACACGUGUCUCAUCAAGACGUACCUGAACCGCCCCCCGACCGAGCAGCUGCUCAAAUUCCCCUUCAUCCGGGACCAGCCGACAGAGCGCCAGGUCCGCAUCCAGCUCAAGGACCACAUCGACCGCUCCCGCAAGAAGCGGGGCGAGAAGGAUGAGACUGAGUACGAAUACAGUGGCAGCGAGGAGGAGGACGACAGCCACGGGGAGGAAGGGGAACCCAGCUCCAUCAUGAACGUGCCCGGGGAAUCCACGCUGCGCCGGGAGUUCCUGCGGCUGCAGCAGGAGAACAAGAGCAACUCGGAGGCCCUGAGGAGACAGCAGCAGCAGCAGCUGCAGCAGCUGCAGCGCGACCCCGAGGCCCACAUCAAACACCUCCUGCACCAGCGCCAGCGGCGCAUCGAGGAGCAGAAGGAGGAGCGGCGGCGGGUGGAGGAGCAACAGCGGCGAGAGCGGGAGCAGCGGAAGCUGCAGGAGAAGGAGCAGCAGCGGCGGCUGGAGGACAUGCAGGCCCUGCGGCGGGAGGAGGAGCGGAGGCAGGCCGAGCGCGAGCAGGAGUACAAGCGGAAGCAGCUGGAGGAGCAGAGGCAGUCCGAGCGGCUCCAGCGGCAGCUGCAGCAGGAGCAUGCCUACCUCAAGUCGCUGCAGCAGCAGCAGCAGCUCCAGAAGCAGCAGCAGCAGCCGCAACCGCAGCAGCCGCAAUCACAGCCCCAACCCCAGCCGCCGGCGGCCCAGUCCGGGACCCCCGGAGACAAGAAGCCGCUCUACCACUACAGCCGCGGGGGCAACCCUGCCGACAAGCCGGCCUGGGCCCGAGAGGUGGAGGAGAGGACCAGGAUGAACAAACAGCAGAACUCGCCCCUGGUCAAGGCCAAGCCAGGGCCGGAGGGCCCACCCGCCCAGCCCCCCGUGGGGCCCCCCGGCUCCACCUCCCAGACACCCCCCAUGCAGCGGCCCGUGGAGCCCCAGGAAGGACCGCACAAGAGUCUGGUAGCCCACCGGGUGCCCCUGAAGCCCUACGCGGCCCCGGUCCCGCGCUCCCAGUCCCUGCAGGACCAGCCCACCCGCAAUCUGGCCGCCUUCCCCGCCCACGACCCCGCCGGCCCGCCCCCCGCCCGCGGGGCCGUCAUCCGCCAGAAUUCCGACCCCACGUCCGAGGGGCCCGGGCCCGGACCCGCCCCACCCCCCCAGCCCUGGGCCCGGUCUGACCCCAACAGCGAGGCGCCCCCCAAGGUGCCUCAGCGGACCUCGUCCAUCGCCACGGCGCUCAACACCAGCGGUGCUGCUAACUCCCGCCCGGCCCAGGCCGUCCGUGCCAGCAACCCCGACCUGCGGCGAAGCGAGCCGGGCUGGGAGCGAGCAGACAGCCUCCUGCCGGCCCACGGACACCUGCCCCAGGCAGGAUCGCUGGAGCGCAACCGUGUGGGAGCCUCCUCCAAGCCGGAGAGCGUUCCCAUCCUGCCCCCUGGGAACAAAGAGAAGGGCGAGGACCACCGCUCUCGGCCAGGCCGGCCCGCCAGCUAUAAGCGAGCAAUCGGCGAGGACUUUGUGCUGCUCAAGGAGAGGACGGACGAGGCCCCCCGACCCCCGAAGAAAGCCAUGGACUACUCGUCCUCCAGUGACGAGAUGGAGAGCAGCGAAGAGGAGGAGGAGGAAGAGGAGGGGGAGGGGGAGCGCUCAGAGGAGAGCAGGGACACGCCGGGGACCCGGGACGGGGACACGGACAGUGUCAGCACCAUGGUGGUUCACGACGUGGAGGAGCUGCCCGGGGCCCAGACCCCCUAUGGAGACGGCACCAUGGUGGUCCAGCGGACCCCCGAGGAAGAGCGCGGUCUGAUCCACGCCGACAGCAACGGCUACACCAACCUGCCCGACGUGGUACAGCCCAGCCAGUCGCCCACCGAGGGGACCAAGGGGUCCGGCUCCCCCGCCAAGGACGGAGGAGGCGGCGGUGAUUACCAGUCGCGGGGACUGGUCAAGGCCCCAGGGAAGAGCUCCUUCACGAUGUUUGUGGAUUUGGGCAUCUAUCAGCCGGGGGGCUCCGGGGACACCAUCCCCAUCACGGCCCUGGUCGGCGGUGAGGGCGGGCGCCUGGAGCAGCUGCAGUACGAGGCGCGGAAGGGCUCAGUGGUGAACGUCAACCCCACCAACACGCGGCCCCACAGCGACACCCCCGAGAUCCGCAAGUACAAGAAACGCUUCAACUCCGAGAUCCUCUGCGCCGCCCUCUGGGGGGUGAACCUCCUGGUGGGCACGGAGAGCGGGCUGAUGCUGCUGGACCGCAGUGGGCAGGGCAAGGUGUACGGGCUCAUCGGCCGCCGGCGCUUCCAGCAGAUGGACGUGCUGGAGGGGCUCAACCUGCUCAUCACCAUCUCUGGGAAACGGAACAAGCUGCGGGUGUACUACCUGUCGUGGCUGCGGAACAAGAUCCUGCACAACGACCCCGAGGUGGAAAAGAAGCAGGGCUGGACCACCGUGGGGGACAUGGAGGGCUGCGGCCACUACCGCGUCGUGAAGUACGAGCGCAUCAAGUUUCUGGUGAUCGCCCUCAAGAGUUCGGUGGAGGUGUACGCCUGGGCUCCCAAGCCCUACCACAAGUUCAUGGCCUUUAAGUCCUUCGCAGAUCUCCCGCACCGCCCCCUGCUGGUGGACCUGACCGUGGAGGAGGGCCAGCGGCUCAAAGUCAUCUACGGCUCCAGCGCCGGCUUCCAUGCCGUGGAUGUGGACUCGGGGAACAGCUAUGACAUCUACAUCCCCGUGCACAUCCAGAGCCAGGUGACCCCCCACGCCAUCAUCUUCCUGCCCAACGCAGACGGCAUGGAGAUGCUGCUCUGCUACGAGGACGAGGGCGUCUACGUCAACACCUACGGGCGCAUCAUCAAGGACGUGGUGCUGCAGUGGGGGGAGAUGCCCACUUCCGUGGCCUACAUCUGCUCCAACCAGAUCAUGGGUUGGGGAGAGAAGGCCAUCGAGAUCCGCUCCGUGGAGACCGGACACCUGGACGGCGUCUUCAUGCACAAGCGGGCCCAGCGCCUCAAGUUCCUCUGUGAGCGCAAUGACAAGGUCUUCUUCGCCUCGGUCCGCUCGGGCGGCAGCAGCCAGGUCUACUUCAUGACCCUCAAUCGGAACUGCAUCAUGAACUGGUGAGGGGCUCCCACCCCGGGCCCUCACACACACCCCAUGGACCGGUGACGGGCCCCUGCCGGGGACCUCGCUGGACCCUCCCCACCCUCACGCCCCCGCCCUCCCACCCCAUGAACUGGUGAUGGGGCCCGGCUGGAACCUUCCCCCCCCGCCCCCCAACCCCGUGAACUAGUGAGGGCCCCCAGCCAGUGGACCUCACUGGCCCCAUCCCCAACUCCCCCCGGCCCGGGGACCUCACCAGCCGGCCCCCCGCCCCUUGCUUCCCCCGGUUUGAUUCACUGGAGCCCGCUGGGAGCGGGCCGCCGGAUGCUUCUGUGAUCACGUGACCCGCCCCUCCCCAAAGGAGCUGAGCAGGCCCUGCCCCUGCCCCCCCCACCCCCUCCAACCCCAAGGGGAAACCCCUGGGAGCCUUCCCCGCAACACACGCUGCUGCUGUUGUGGGGUGGAGUCUCGGGCCCCCUUCCCCCAAGAGGAACCCCUCGGGUCUCCUCUCAACACCCGCUGCUGAUGUUGGCAGCAGAGCCUCCUCCUCCCUCCCCCCAACGCUUUGCACGCCGGGGGGGCCGGCCCCCCCCCAUGAAUGUACCCAACCCGGGGUGGGGGGUGGGAGGGGACCGUUUCCUCUGUCAUUCUCUGAAAGCACUUUAACGCCCCCAACCCCGGGACAGGGGUGGAGCCUGGGGGGCUCCCCGCCAGCCAAACGUGCCCCCUUUCCUCCCCCUGUCCCCUAGAGGCCUGGCCCUUGCUUGCAUCUGUAUAUAGUGUGAGCAGCAAGAAGCCCCCCAUUCCCUCUUGCCCUUCGCCCCCCCCCCCGCCCCCCCAAUGUAGUGGCCUUGGAAUCCUCAUUUGUUAAUAAAGAUUCAAUUGAGCCA